Molecule: messenger RNA, 1358 nt
Organism: Dendronephthya gigantea
Lineage: Eukaryota; Metazoa; Cnidaria; Anthozoa; Malacalcyonacea; Nephtheidae
Product: tyrosine-protein kinase receptor Tie-1-like
Exons: 10
Coding region: 15-926 (303 amino acids)
Biological process (GO): protein phosphorylation; cell surface receptor protein tyrosine kinase signaling pathway; multicellular organism development
Cellular component (GO): signaling receptor complex
Molecular function (GO): ATP binding; transmembrane receptor protein tyrosine kinase activity
Source: RefSeq, a predicted model, not a curated record
AAAAUGUCAUUAAAAUGCACGGUUGCUGCACAAAAACUCGUCCAAUAUGCCUAGUGUUGGAAUACGCCCCAGGUGGAAAUUUGCUUAAUCAUCUGAGGGCUCUUAAAAAGAAGUGUAAAGAUAGCGUAGUAGCCGCGCGUACAGAUGACGGACCGACAAAUUCCAAAGAGGAAAACUUCACUGAGCCAGGUGAAAUGCCAUCGGACGAAAAGAGCGUGACAAAAGAUGGAGGGUCGAAUGCAGAAAUCUCAAACAGAAUAAAAGAAGAAAUUCGAGCUUCUUUGGAUUCAAAAGAAUUAGAAUCGUUUUCACAUCAAAUUGCUGCCGGAAUGAAAUAUAUCUCGGACCACGGCAUCGUUCAUCGUGACUUGGCUGCAAGGAAUAUACUACUUGGCAAAGACAAAAUAUUGAAAAUAUCAGAUUUUGGUUUGUCACGUGAAGGAACAUACGUGCAAAAACCUGGCGGGAGAGUUCCUUACCGUUGGUUGGCAAUUGAAGCAAUACAAGAACGAAGUUAUUCUACCGCCAGUGACGUGUGGGCAUUUGGAAUUGUCUUGUGGGAAAUAUGUACAUUGGGAGACACACCGUAUUCGACAGUCUCGGACCGGGACCUUAAAGAUUUCUUACUCAGUGGAAAGAGAUUAGAGAAAGUGGAGAACUGCACGGAUAAUAUAUAUGAGAUAAUGUCAAAGUGCUGGAGUCAUCUACCGCAAGACAGACCAACAUUUGGAGAACUGUACGAUAAAUUGUGGGAACUACAGAAUAAAGGACGUAUAUAUGUCAACGUAGACAGUCUAGUGAAGCAGUCCACUGAAAAUGAACGUGAUGAAAAUUCUGAAGAAAUCGGAAAGGACAGUGACAGCUGCGAUGAAAGUGGUGAUGACGUUGAUUCGCCUAGAAACGAGACUCCAUUGAUAACUGGCUGAAAACAUUUGAUCAAAGUACAGAAUAAAGUACAAAAAAGAACAAGCCUGCCGCAUGCAACAUCGAGGAAUGAAAAUAGCAGUAGAUUACGCAUGAUGAAUUGAAUUUUUUAGAUUAGAGGGUAUUGUACUGGCUUUUUUAGAGGGUAUUGCACUGGUUUUAUAUCCUGCCAUCGCGAACAAUUUCCGUUUAAUUAAAUCCUGCACCCACCUCGUUUUAUUUCAAUUUCCACUUUUCAGGUUGUAGAAUAGAAUAUGGAAACUAUGUAACUAUGAGAUAUGUAAACUAAAAUACACUAUAGUCGUUAGACAAACACAUGUUCUUGUUCUUUCGCGCAUGCGCUAAAAGUACUUAACUAUAUGAACUAUAUGUGUUACUGAAAUGUUCAUAUAUCUUGAUACUGUUCAAAGUAUAGCUAAGAUUUAGGACAUAUU